AUGUCUUCGCUUGAAGCCAAGAUCGUCGUCCUCGGCGCACAGGGCGUCGGCAAGACGUCGCUCGUGAUGCGAUAUUGCAAAGGCGCCUUCAACCCGGCCGAGAUCACAUCCACCGUCGGAGCCAGUUUCCUGACGAAGCGCGUCGUUGAUUCCGACUCGGAUACCGUCGUGCGUCUCCAGAUCUGGGAUACAGCCGGCCAAGAACGCUUCCGUUCCAUCUCCCGACUCUAUUACCGCGGCGCCAACGCCUGCAUCCUCUGCUACAGCAUCACCGACGCCCAGUCCUUCCUCGAUAUGGGUGUUUGGCUGACCGAGCUGCGCCAAAACCUCCCCCAUGACGUCGUGCUCCACGUCGUUGGCACCAAGGCCGACAUCGUCGCCCGCGAUCCUUCGGCCCGCCAAGUCCCCUUCGAGCGCUGCAUCGCAUACGUCGCCGAGAAUCUCGCCCCCGGCCUCGGCAGCACGCCACCCCCGACGGCCACCCCACUCGCUCCGGCGUCCAUGUCCGGCCACCCGGGCUACUCCAACUCCGUCUCCUUCCCCGCCGUCGAACCACGCAGCCCCAGCUCCAAGCGCAGCUCCGGCUUCUGGGCCCAGGAGGUCGGCUGGGACGCCUGCCACGAGAUCAGCGCUGAGAACGGCGAAGGUGUCGAGGAGGUCUUCCGUGUCGUCACUCGCAAGCUGGUUGAACAGAACCGCAAGAUGCAGCAGGCCCUCCUCAUGGCUACGGCCAUUCCCGGCAGUCCAGGCUACGAGGUCGGCAUGGAUGGUGGCUACUUCGACGGCAUGAACCAGCGGGGCAGCUUUCGUGUCGGCCGCGACCGCCGUAGCUGGCUCUUCUCUCCAGCCUUCUCCCCCACUGUCACUGUCGACCAAGCCAGCGGCCAGGAGCUGGUGCCGCAGGAUCGACAGCAGAAAGAGCGGCGAAAGUGCUGCUGA
Molecule: messenger RNA, 939 nt
Organism: Ilyonectria robusta
Lineage: Eukaryota; Fungi; Ascomycota; Sordariomycetes; Hypocreales; Nectriaceae
Product: P-loop containing nucleoside triphosphate hydrolase protein
Exons: 2
Coding region: 1-939 (312 amino acids)
Biological process (GO): intracellular protein transport
Cellular component (GO): endomembrane system
Molecular function (GO): GTPase activity; GTP binding
Source: RefSeq, a predicted model, not a curated record